CUAAGGUGCAUAGUACAAAAAUGUGUACAACACUGUUAUCGGUUUUUUUCAUCAGAUCUGGCUCGAACGUAAACUGCUUUAACGUAUUACUCUUGACCGAAAAAUUCAUGUAAAAAACCAUAUCCUCACGUUUAGGUCAAGGGAUAUAGACAAAAUAUAACUGCUUAGAAAGCGCAUAGGGCUACAGUCAGUGUUUGACGCAAAGAAUCGAAGUAAUUCUCAAAAAUGGCUCUGAAUAACGCGGAAGUAAUUGAUAUCGCGAACGAUGCAAUGGUGGUAGAUAUCGAGGACGACGUGGAUAAUGCGAAUAAUGUGGUAGACAUUGUGGCUAUUGUUCAAAAUAACGAGGAAGAUGUCAUCGUGGACGAUGCUGACGACAUUAUAGAUGUUAACUUUGAGGAUGUGAUGGACGAUGAGGAUGAAGAAGGCGUAAUAUCCGAGGACAGCAAUUAUGCUAGUGAUUACAAUGAAGAAUUUAACGAUACUCUCGAGAAACACCUAACACAUGCAGAAGUAAAUGCGACAAUCGGGCGUACAAAACAUUGUGCAAUAUAUUUUUAUUAUACAAUAGAAGGCACUUAUUCAGCAUGUGCCGAGUGUAUAAUGCGAAUAGCAGACACAGAUUUCCAAAUAAUGCACGCCUUUCGCAAGCAUGUAACUGACGCGUUCGGUAGGCUAGAUGGCAAGUAUUGUUCGAAUUGCAGACAGCCUAUGUUCGUGCUAAUUCCAUGCAAUAUGUGCCCAGUGUGCACACAGUAAAGACUAUGAUUGCUAAAAAGACGUUGUAAAAAAAAACUUUGGGACAACUUGAUCAACCAUAAAUUUAUCUGGAAGAUAUUCGCAUACGCGAAUAUAUAAAUAUAUUAAGGAAAAAUUUUGGAAGCGAUAUCGAAAGAUUAAUAAAGCAAAUAACGAUGCUUUAGGAUAAUGCAUAUGGAGAAUAUGGAUUGGCAGAUGUAUGGGAUCAAUUAUUUGGAAUGUCACCGUUAAUGGAUGAAAAUCAAGAAGUUUUUGGAUUAAAAAAAAUAUAUACUUGAAUUUAAUUAUUAAAUAUAUGAAAUGCAAGUUUCACUUUCCCAUCCAAGAAUAUUCUCGUUCGCUCUCACCCUCAUUCCUCGCAUGCUCUCGCUCUCACUCAUCGCUUUUAUCCAUCGCACGCUCUCGCUCACUCGCACUCAUCGCUCCCACACAUCGCGUACGUAUUCUCAUGCGCUCUCGCUCCCACCCGUACGCCACCAUCUUUACACGCUCUCACUCACUCACUCGCUCAUUGUGUGCGCUCUCGCUUGCGAUAUUUUUUUAUUAAGAAAAAAAAGAUAUAUGAAAUAAAGAAAAAAUAAGCAAUAUAAGUUUUACAAAUAUUUAUUUUUUGAUAUUUAUACAUAUAAAGGGGGGUAAUAAUUUUUCUUACAUAUUAAACGCUAAAGCUAGGAACUCGCAAUCGACGAGCCGACGUUUAUCAAAAGUGUCACUGGUGCGUAUCGCGUUAGGUAUUUGGUCAGGAUUCGUUAUGAUGGACGCGAUAUUGGAGAAUCGCGCAAACUGUACGUCGACAUUAUCGACGAUUUUAAGUAGUCGAUCAAACGUUAAUUCGAUACAAUCAUCAAGCUCGAACAUGCGGCGUACCGUCAACUCGGUCAUUAUCAUGUAUACGAUUCGUGAUUUCAAACGUAUGAAGUUAACGUUACUGAUCACGCAAAUUCUGGCCGUUAGUGGUUCACCGCUUACAAAAUUGUACAAGUCCUUGGUCCGAAGGAGAUUUAUAACGCUACAUCGUUGUUCAUAAAGUCUCUUCCACGUUUCGAAAGACAUUAUCAGUUCGUUCCCCCGAUGAUCUCCUAUGGAUAUCUCCACGUAACUAGAUGGACCAACAUUGAUGCCAAUCUCAAGAUAUUUGUACCAUGUACUUGUUAGCGGGUAUCGUCUGCUUAGUAUGCGAACCGCGCGACGCUCCGACAAAGUACUGUAGAAAAAGCAAUAAUAUAAAAGUAAUAAUAUUUUACAAGUAAUAAUAUAAA
This is a messenger RNA of Monomorium pharaonis (pharaoh ant), 2018 nucleotides long. RefSeq lists its product as uncharacterized. The transcript has 2 exons. The record is from RefSeq and is a predicted model, not a curated record. Bases 226 to 759 code for a protein of 177 amino acids. Lineage: Eukaryota; Metazoa; Arthropoda; Insecta; Hymenoptera; Formicidae.